UGCCUCUCCAUACCUACCGCCUACAUUACUGUCAGACUUAGAACCACGACAUCUCCCACCGAUGAAUCCGCCGCCUCCCCGCCGCCGGCCGACAUCCUCCGCCACGCCAUCCUUCGUCGCGUCGUCCUGCCCGCACCCUGGUCUGCCUCCUCUCCGCCACGCCCUCUUCCCCGCGCCGUCUGACUCCUCCGCGCGCGGUUCGCCGACACCGAGGCCCAGGCCGCCGCGCUCCGAGCCUGCGCCGGCCAGCUCAUGCGCGCGCCGCCGACCGCGACCGGCUGCUCAACACGCUCCUCGCGGCCGCGGGCAAUGACCAAGAGGAGGAGGACGCGCCAGAGGUGGGGCAACGUCAGAAUCAACGCGCUCGGAUCCAGCCGAGGCUUACAGCGACACGGACGCGGAGAAUCCGGCCGCGGCCGCCGCACUCCCUCCGGUCAUCACCUUCCUUCCCAUCGACAACAACUGACAAGGACUACCACGAUUAGAGCUACUCUUUGGCACCCAUGUUACAGUAUGAAGUCAAGCAGGCAACAAGGGAUCUGUGGGACGAGGCCAAGGUGUACGUGCGCAACCUUCCCUACGACGUUAGUAGCGAGCGCCUUGUGCAGCUCUUCGGGCAGGACGUCGUCGUCGAGGUCACCGUGUCGAUAUGUGGUAUUGGUGACAGAAGGUGCAUCACGUGCUUGGGUAUUUUCCUCCGCACGAGGAUGAACCCAAGGCCCCUCCUGUGGAUCCCAUUGCUUUCCAUUUUUCAUGAUUGAGAUCUUGGGAUUUAACAUUUUGUAUUUUCUUGUUUAUUUUCUUUUUCUUUUGGAGGAGAACAUGAUGCAGCUUGUAAUGUGUGAAUUUACAACUUUUGUUGAAUAAACGGGAAUAUAUCAACUGUAAGUUGAUGUAUAGAAAAGUCAACCCUUGCAUAGAUUUUGUAUUAUAUAUAGUUAACUCAGUAUAGUUAACAUUUUUUCAUCUUUCUCCGGGAGCUCUUCAGAUAUCAUCUACACCUCAGACAAGUAACAUUAACUUGCUAAAAGCACGAAAAGUAACACAAGGUUUGCAAGUUUGACAAAGUUUCCCUCCGUUCUUGAAUGUAGCUAUUUUUAUUUUCCUUCUAUUCAAACUGGUGUUGGCAUGGUGACAAAAACAUUAACUUCACACUGUUGCUAGCUGUGACGUUUUGUCAAAGUUGAAUACAAGAAAGUGGAUUUGUAAGCAGAGUGACAACGCCAAUUAUUUUUCUCCUGGUGCAACACAUGACAAUAUGUGCUACAUCGAAAGGAAAAGGAGGAAGUAAUGCACUAGAAGUUUUACAGAGUCAUGAUGCACAUUGAGGAGUUAGUGGUGUGUUUUCCUUUUCUUUUGAGACAAUUGUCGUAUAAUGGAAAAAGUACACUACCGUUCGGCUGAAACCCAUCAUAUUUCUAACGGUAUACAACCAAAAUCGUGGU
Messenger RNA from Triticum aestivum (bread wheat), 1445 nucleotides. RefSeq lists its product as uncharacterized. NCBI's taxonomy places the organism in Eukaryota, Viridiplantae, Streptophyta, Magnoliopsida, Poales, Poaceae. Gene Ontology annotation, molecular function: nucleic acid binding. The record is from RefSeq and is a predicted model, not a curated record. The transcript is spliced from 5 exons. The coding region runs from base 504 to 761 and encodes 85 amino acids.